AUGGUCACGCUGGGGGUGCCGAUUGGGCCGUUCAUCUUUGGGUUUGUCGCGCAGCGUGUGGGAUACAGGUGGAUAUACUGGAUUUUAGCUAUUACCAAUGCCGUCCAAUUCAUCCUCUACCUCUUCGUCGGCCCCGAGACCCGCUACAUCGGCAAAGACAUGGCGACAGGCAAAACAGCCUUCCACCGCGAAUACCUCUCCCUCCGACGCAUCGACCCCMCCCCCUUCACGCUCCGCGAAUUCUACCACCCCCUCACCCUCUUCACCAACAUCCCCGUCCUGACCGCCGCCUGCGCCUACGCAAUGGUCUUCCUCUUCGGCAGCGUCCUCAACUCCGUCGAAGUGUCCCAACUCCUGCAGUCCAAGUUUGCCCUCAACGCCCAACAACUCGGCCUCCAGUUCCUCGGGCUCAUCAUCGGCUCCCUCCUCGGCGAGCAGCUAGGCGGCCACGCCUCAGACACCUGGAUGGCCUUUCGCGCGCGCCGCAUAUCCCGCCGCCCGCCGCCCGAGUUCCGCCUCUGGCUGAGCUAUAUCGGAUUCCUGCUAACCAUCGCAGGCAUGGUUGUCUUCCUGGUGUGCACUGAGCACGCGAAGCAAGGGGUCUGGACCGUCGCGCCGGUGGUGGGGACGGGGGUCGCGGCGUUUGGGAACCAGGUUGUGACGACGGUGCUGACGACGUAUGCGGUCGAUACGUACCCGGCCGAUGCGGGGAGUACCGGGGUGUUUAUCAAUUUCGUGAGGUCCGAGUGGGGGUUUAUCGGGCCGUUUUGGUUCACGGCGAUGUUUGAGAGGGUCGGCAUUGCGAGGAGUGCGGGUGUGGUGACGGCGUUGAUUAUGGGGGUUAGUUUUGUGCCGACGGCGCUGCUGCAUUGGAGGGGGGAGAGACUUCGUCUUCGGCAGGAGUAG
Aspergillus viridinutans is the source of this 906-nucleotide messenger RNA. RefSeq names its product putative MFS multidrug transporter. Gene Ontology annotation, biological process: transmembrane transport. Gene Ontology annotation, molecular function: transmembrane transporter activity. Bases 1 to 906 code for a protein of 301 amino acids. The record is from RefSeq and is a predicted model, not a curated record. The transcript is spliced from 2 exons. Lineage: Eukaryota; Fungi; Ascomycota; Eurotiomycetes; Eurotiales; Aspergillaceae.